Messenger RNA from Saccostrea cuccullata (small rock oyster), 4813 nucleotides. RefSeq names its product exportin-1-like. NCBI's taxonomy places the organism in Eukaryota, Metazoa, Mollusca, Bivalvia, Ostreida, Ostreidae. Bases 123 to 3353 code for a protein of 1076 amino acids. The record is from RefSeq and is a predicted model, not a curated record. Gene Ontology annotation, molecular function: small GTPase binding; nuclear export signal receptor activity. Gene Ontology annotation, biological process: protein export from nucleus; ribosomal small subunit export from nucleus; ribosomal large subunit export from nucleus. The transcript is spliced from 24 exons. Gene Ontology annotation, cellular component: nucleus; cytoplasm.
UACGAAUAUGGCGGUUAUGUUCCAGUUUCAACCGGUUGAGGAAAUUUCGAUGCUUUUCUUAAAAAGUUGGGUGUAUGUCAGUGGAAAAGUUCUUCGAGGUGCUACUUCCCUAAAAGGUUUUGAUGCCACCCAUAGCAAUGAAUUCGGUUAACCUCUCAGAGGAGGCUGCCAAGCUCCUGGACUUCAGUCAGAAGCUGGACAUAAACCUACUGGACAAUAUAGUCACAAUGAUGUACACAGGCAAUGGACCACAGCAAAGAAUGGCGCAAGAAGUUUUGACAACACUGAAAGAACAUCCAGAUUCUUGGACCAGAGUGGACACAAUUUUAGAAUAUUCUGUAAAUCAACAGACCAAGUACUACGCCCUCCAAAUCUUAGAAAAUGUCAUUAAGACAAGAUGGAAAGUUUUGCCACGAGCUCAAUGUGAAGGUAUAAAGAAAUACAUUGUGGGUUUAAUCAUCAAAACAUCAUCUGAUGCUGCCUUAUUGGAAAAAGAAAAAGUGUAUGUUGGAAAACUCAACAUGAUCUUAGUACAGAUUUUGAAAUAUGAAUGGCCUAGGAAUUGGCCCUCAUUUAUCAGUGACAUUGUAGGAGCUAGUAAAACAAAUGAAUCAUUGUGUCAGAACAAUUUAACAAUUCUGAAACUGCUUAGUGAAGAGGUCUUUGACUUCAGCAGUGGUCAGAUGACACAGGCUAAAGCCAAGCAUUUAAAAGACAGCAUGUGCAGUGAAUUUUCAUCUAUCUUCCAGCUGUGCCAAUUUGUCAUGGACAACUCCCAGAAUGCACCAUUGGUGGGGUCUACUUUGGAAACACUCCUGCGAUUCUUAAACUGGAUUCCACUGGGAUACAUUUUUGAGACAAAGUUGAUCACCACACUCAUCUAUAAGUUUUUAAAUGUCCCAUUAUUCAGAAAUAUUACCCUUAAGUGCUUAACAGAAAUAGCUGCUGUCUGUGUUCAACAAUAUGACGAGCAAUUUGUUCACUUGUUCAAUCUCACAAUGACUCAGUUGAAACAGAUGCUGCCUUUAGACACAAAUUUGAAGGAGGCCUAUCAGAAAGGAACAGAUGAUGAACAAAAGUUUAUUCAGAACUUGAGUCUAUUUCUCUGUACAUACCUGAAAGAACAUGGCCAGCUGAUUGAGAGGAAGCAGGACCUGCACAGUGUCUUACUGGAGGCCUUGAAUUACCUAAUACUAAUAUCAGAAGUGGAGGAGGUGGAGAUUUUUAAGAUUGCUUUGGAGUACUGGAACACACUGGCUGCUGAUCUGUACAGAGAGAGUCCCUUUUCUUCCAACACAUCACCAUUGCUCAUCGGGAAACCCCACCACAAUGAUGUGCCUGCCAGGAGACAGCUCUACACACAAGUCUUAUCAAGGGUCCGAAGGGUCAUGAUUUCAAGAAUGGCAAAGCCAGAGGAAGUCCUUAUUGUGGAGAAUGAACAGGGAGAGGUUGUGAGAGAAUUCCUCAAAGAUACAGACUCCAUCAAUCUGUACAAAAACAUGAGAGAAACACUAGUGUAUCUGACUCACUUGGAUUACAACGAUACAGAGUCAAUUAUGACAGAAAAACUUCACCAUCAGGUAGAUGGUACCGAGUGGUCUUGGAAGAAUCUGAAUACAUUAUGUUGGGCCAUAGGAUCCAUUAGUGGAGCCAUGCAUGAAGAUGACGAGAAAAGAUUUCUAGUAACGGUCAUUAAGGACCUGUUAGGGUUGUGUGAACAAAAGAGGGGGAAGGACAACAAAGCUAUUGUAGCCUCCAACAUUAUGUAUGUGGUGGGACAAUAUCCUCGCUUCCUUCGGGCACACUGGAGGUUCCUCAAAACGGUCGUCAACAAACUCUUUGAGUUCAUGCAUGAAACCCAUGAUGGUGUACAAGAUAUGGCAUGUGAUACCUUCAUUAAGAUUGCCCAGAAGUGCAGGAGACAUUUUGUUCAAGUCCAGGUUGGAGAGGUGAUGCCAUUCAUUGAGGAAAUUCUAAAUGGAAUCAACACAAUCAUCUGUGAUCUACAGCCACAACAGGUGCACACAUUCUAUGAAGCAGUGGGGAUGAUGAUCAGUGCUCAGAAUGACCAGGUAGCUCAGGAACAUUUGAUAGAGCGAUACCUCUUGUUACCAAACCAAGUGUGGGACGGAAUCAUAAACCAGGCAACACAGAACGUAGAAGUUCUCAAGGACCCUGAUGCUGUAAAACAACUAGGAAACAUUCUCAAGACAAAUGUUAGAGCAUGCAAGGCACUGGGUCAUCCUUAUGUAGUGCAGUUAGGAAGAAUUUAUCUGGACAUGUUGAAUGUGUACAAAGUGAUGAGUGAGAACAUUAGUAGUGCAAUAGCAACAAAUGGUGAGACAGUGACAAAGCAGCCACUGAUACGCAGCAUGAGAACGGUGAAGAAGGAGACACUGAAGCUAAUAUCGGGCUGGGUCAGUCGCUCCAAUGAUCCACAGAUGGUGGCAGAAAAUUUCAUUCCACCUCUUCUGGAUGCUGUACUACUAGAUUAUCAGAGAAAUGUCUCUGCAGCCAGGGAACCAGAAGUCCUCAGCACCAUGGCAACCAUUGUCAACAGAUUAGAGGGUCACAUCACGAAGGAUAUCCCCCAGAUAUUUGAUGCUGUGUUUGAAUGUACACUAGAAAUGAUCAAUAAAGAUUUUGAGGAUUUCCCUGAACACAGAACAAACUUUUUCUUGCUGUUACAAAGUGUCACUUCACAUUGCUUCGAAGCUUUCCUUAACAUCCCUCCAGAACAGUUUAAACUGGUGUUAGAUUCUGUGAUAUGGGCUUUCAAACAUACAAUGAGGAAUGUGGCAGAUACUGGUCUGGACAUUUUAUACACGUUGUUACAAAAUGUGGCAAACCAUGAUGAAGCAGCACAGAGCUUUUAUCAAACAUAUUUUACAGACAUUUUACAGCAUGUGUUUUCUGUUGUGACGGAUAGUUCUCACACAGCAGGAUUGACAAUACAGGCUUCUAUCCUGGCCUACAUGUUCACUCUGUUGGAGAACGGGAAGAUCACGGUGACGCUAGCCCCCACCUCAGGCCCUCCCAUGCAGAAUGUCCCCUACAUCCAACAGUUCCUCAUGAAUCUCCUCAAAUCUGCAUUCCCUCAUCUUAAUGAACCCCAGAUAAAAAUAUUCAUUGAAGGUCUGUUUAGCUUUGACCAAGACAUUGCAGCAUUCAAGGAGCACCUAAGGGACUUCUUGGUUCAAAUCAGGGAGUUUGCUGGUGAAGACAACCAAGAUCUGUUCCUUGAGGAGAGAGAGAUGGCCAUCAAGCAAGCUCAGGAGGAGAAACGUAAAAUUCAGAUGUCUGUGCCAGGAAUCUUGGGACCUCAUGAAAUUCAAGAGGACAUGCAGGACUAAUUUACUCAGUGCUUCCUCUAUGUGUGUUUGUAAGAAGUUCGAAUUUAUAUGAAGAAAUUCAAUGGAAAAAGUGCACUAAAAACAUACUCUCAGUAUAUGAAAAUGUGGUGCAAGCAUAUUCCCCAUGAGGCCUUAUGGGAAGAAGGUAUUGGGCAGCAACUAGGUGCCUCUCACUACCGUAUAAUCAUGGCAGUAUUUCUGAGCUCGAGUUAAAUCAGUGGGAGGAGAAAGAAGAUUCCUGCUAUGUUGCCUAACCUGAACUUGUUCAUUCAAUGUGAUGCUAUGUUUUUAUUCUCUGACAAUGGAAGAGCUGCAUAUCUUUCCAGAAAUGUUUGAGAAAAAUGAAAUUGUAAACAGAGGUCUGGGUUUUAAUACCAAAACAUAACAGAGUGCUUCUAUAUCUUAAUUUGAUUUACAUUAUUGGUGUGGUUGCACAUGGAUUUUGUGUGAAAUGCAAGUAAACAUUUAACUUGUUGAGUGCAUUUAAAGUGCAAUAAUGACCUGUAUCAUAGGAACAUGUAUCUCAUUUGUUCUCUGAGAAAAUUGUAUUCAAAUCUAUUCAAACAGGUUCAGCAUAGCAUUGAAAGCACUUUCAUUAUGUUGUAGUUUGUGACAAAAAAUUAAAUUCAAACAAGCUCAGUUUAAGAUGAUUGUUUAGUCUUUUCAAGCCAACCAUAACUAGUGUAUUUGUGUUUUGAUUCCUUUCUUAACAUUCUUUUUCAUCCAUUGUGUAUUAGAAAUUUUUAUAAUGUACAUGUUUACCUAUUUUAGACUGAGCUGAAAAGCUUGUCUAACAUAUCUUAAAAUUUUCAUCCAUGUUAUACUUCAGCUUGUGUUAACUACAUGUAUGAAUGGUAAUUUAAUGUUUCAUAUUUAUUGUCAGUCCUUUUCCAUGGCAUUUUUUCUCAUCUGUUAAAUUGUUGUACCGGUAAACCAUUUGAGAAAUCAAAUAAAUAUAUAACGUUAGAUAGUGUAUCUUAAUAGGUGAAUGAAAAUUAAUUGCAUAUUGUCUUAUAUGUGAAACUUAAGGAAACCGUUGUAAAUUUCAUGCCUUGUAUUGCAAUUCAUGAAACAUCUGGAUUUUUUUGUAUGUGUGCAUAUAUGAUCACAUCUGAUACAAGUGAGACAAGUUUCUCGUGUAAGAUCUGCCUCACUUUUGGUCUAAUGAUAAUCUAUGAUUAAGCACUGUCUAAAAAUAUAAUGUGGAUACACUUCUUAAGCAUUGUUUUGUUAGAAACAAUGAGAAGAUAAAAAACCAGUAAACUUUGUAUCAAAGUGAAUUGCUGUAUGACUAAUUUUUCUUUUGGUGCUUCUGUGAGUGUGUGUAAAAUAGUAAAUGUUUUUUGUUUGUUACUCAGCCAAUAUCAAGGGUGAUCCAGAUCCUCUGUUAUACAUAUUUAAUCAUGCAUUGUUUUCUGAUAGAAAAAGUCAUGAAAAGUUCAAUAGAAUCUAAAUAAAUA